AUACACAGGUAAAGUAGGUCAAUGGUAGUAGGAAAUACCUGGAUAAUGACAUCAAAAUGGCUGCCGUCGAAAAAUAUAUUGUUUUGGUUGAUUACUGAAUAAAACGUAAAAUGUACCGAUUGGUUUACGGACAAUAGUGAAAAGAGAUAUAAAACAUUGUAAAAAGAAGACCAUGUCACGCAGGAAGAAUAAUUUGUUUAUCUUGCUGAUGAUGAUGAUAACAUGGAAAGUCAAGGCUCAGACCAGAGACUUGUUUAUGGAUUCCCCUACAGCAUGCGGUAAAACAUUUGCGGCAGGUGAUCGAGAAGUGUUUCGUGUAAAACCACGAGGAACAGUUGGUGUAUCUAACCCUACAACAAACUGUGUCGUGUACUUUGAGUCCAGUCAAGCGAGUUCGAACUACAAGUUUGAAAUUGUGGUAGAAGCGGCUUCAUUUCGUGACUGCGGGCUUCAACUGCGUAUAUUUGAUGGCAAGGGCACUGGUGGCAAUUACCUGCGAGUAUUGGGCUGCGGUUCAACAACCUCUACUGCACAGUUCUAUUCAAAGGACAGGGCAAUGUCUCUCUUGUUGACUCGAACUCAGAACCAAUAUUUCUUCGGGAGUGAUUUCCAGCUCAAAAUACAGCUUUACUAUGACAGUGAGGGUGCCGAUGAGUAUAUCGGAACAUAUAAAUUCCCCGCUGGAGCUAUUAUUGGUAUUGUUCUUGGUGUAAUUGUAAUAAUAGCUGCAGCCAUUCUUCUCGGCUGGUGCUACAAAAAUGGUCGACUACCAGGCCUGAAUCCUUACGACUAUCCUGCGCCCACUGUUAAAGCUAGCACAGAAAACUUAUCUCGAUCAGAUGCCCUCGAUACUGCUGCCUCCAAAAAUGGAGGAUUUGUGGCAUGGCAUAAUACAGAGGGGAAAAAUAUUGACUCAAGAAGCAAUUUUGACUUGGAUGAUUCGAGAAUUUGGGAGUCAUUGACUAGUGUUAAUACAAAUAAUACAAAGAAAGAUAAUAUUAGACCAAUUGGAAGGAACAAUUUUAUUGGUGACAAAGGUGUUUCGUCACCAUAUGAUAAUAAUAGAAGGGAUAAUAAUACAAAAAGUUUUCAGAGACUUGACCCCAAUCAGUUGUCUAAUUCACCUACUACAAGGAUUAGAGGUCGUAAUGAAAUUCGACCACCAGACAAAAAUCAAAAUUUUGACAAUAAUAAAGACACAUAUCAUACAAUUAAUGACCUUGAGCGAGAAACAAAUUUAACCUCUGGUCAAAGGUUAUUGAGGGGCAAAGGUAGUUUUGGUGCUGAUAAUGAUGGAGAUAAGAAGAGAAAUUCCUCAGGUGUUUUUGUAAAUCCAGAUAAAGAAGGUUAUAUGUAUGAUUAUGAACAUGUUAAAAAACUCGCUGGUGACAGUGAAAAUGAUUCAAAACCAAAAACUCAGGAUUUUGCAUCGGAGCUUCAAUCGGCUAUAAAGCGUGUGAGCUUAAGACGGCAAAAGUCUGAGAAUCAAACAGAUAGUGAUGGUCAGGGUUUGUCAGGUAAGGAAACUCAAGAGGAAUCCUCGGAAUUUAGUAGUAGUGCUGCAUUAAACAAACAAACUGAUGGUGAGAUGACUGGCCCAGAUGCUCACUCUUCCCCAAAACCUAAGAAAAAGAAGAGAAAAAGUUCUAAGGAGAGAAAAUCUCCAAAAUCACCUAGAAAAAGCAAGAAGUCAAGUAAAGAGAAUAAUGAGGACGAUGUAUCCAAAUCCCCUGAUUCAAAAUCUAACAAUGUUGACGUAUGAUGAAGU
This is a messenger RNA of Ruditapes philippinarum (Manila clam), 1768 nucleotides long. RefSeq names its product homeobox protein 4-like. Lineage: Eukaryota; Metazoa; Mollusca; Bivalvia; Venerida; Veneridae. The record is from RefSeq and is a predicted model, not a curated record. Bases 173 to 1762 code for a protein of 529 amino acids. The transcript is spliced from 5 exons.